Gadus chalcogrammus (walleye pollock) is the source of this 3947-nucleotide messenger RNA. It is a transcript of the gene taok2a, whose product is annotated as TAO kinase 2a. Bases 405 to 3947 code for a protein of 1180 amino acids. Gene Ontology annotation, biological process: protein phosphorylation. Gene Ontology annotation, molecular function: ATP binding; protein kinase activity. The record is from RefSeq and is a predicted model, not a curated record. The transcript has 21 exons. Lineage: Eukaryota; Metazoa; Chordata; Actinopteri; Gadiformes; Gadidae.
CCUGCCGCUACGUUCCAUUUUGUGUCCAGCAGGACGAGCCGGGAAUCGAACCGGGAACUCUAUGGACCCAGGGCGUGCGGGUGAUGCCUAAAACGUAAAGCGCACCACAUUGAUAAUAAGAAUAAUGCACAGAAGAGUGGAGCUGCAGAACCCAGCCGCCAACAGCCUCCCCAACCCGCAGAGAGACGGCUAAUGCUACCUAGCGAGCUAAGCUAGCCACCGGAGCUCCGCUGCUAGCCUUUCAGCCAGUGACCAGCCUCGGUGGAGCUAGAGGAGAACGUCCGGGACAGAGAGCCACGACGCCGGUGUUGAGCAGCGGGCUAUGAGGAGGACAGCGGACUGCUGAGUGCUAACGGCUCUUUUUACCUACCGGAGCGCAGGCACAAAACGCCGCGGCCCUGGCCAUGCCCUCGAGUGUCCGGGCCGGCAGUCUGAAGGACCCUGAUGUGGCGGAGCUCUUCUACCGAGAGGACCCUGAGAAGCUGUUCGCCGACCUGCGGGAGAUCGGCCAUGGCAGCUUCGGAGCCGUCUACUUUGCCCGCGACAUCCGCAACAAUGAGGUGGUGGCCAUCAAGAAGAUGUCCUACAGCGGCAAGCAGACCAACGAGAAAUGGCAGGACAUCAUCAAGGAAGUCAAGUUUCUUCAGAAGCUGAGACACCCCAACACCAUCGAGUACCGAGGAUGUUACCUCCGGGAGCACACCGCAUGGCUGGUGAUGGAGUAUUGCUUAGGAUCGGCCUCGGACCUCCUGGAAGUCCACAAGAAGCCUCUGCAGGAGAUGGAGAUAGCAGCCAUUACCCAUGGUGCACUGCAGGGGCUGGCAUACCUCCACUCACACAACAUGAUCCACAGGGAUGUGAAGGCGGGAAACAUUCUGCUGACGGAGCCGGGGCUGGUGAAGCUGGGAGACUUUGGCUCCGCCUCCAUCGUGGCUCCAGCCAACUCCUUCGUUGGCACCCCCUACUGGAUGGCUCCCGAGGUGAUUCUGGCGAUGGACGAAGGGCAGUACGACGGGAAGGUGGACGUGUGGUCGCUGGGCAUCACCUGCAUAGAGCUAGCGGAGAGGAAGCCUCCGCUGUUCAACAUGAACGCCAUGAGCGCGUUGUACCACAUCGCCCAGAACGAGAGCCCGGUCCUGAGCUCCAACCACUGGUCUGAUUAUUUGCGUAACUUUGUCGACUCCUGCCUGCAGAAGAUUCCCCAGGACAGACCGACCUCUGAUAUCCUGCUGAAUCACCGCUUCCUGUGCAGGGAGCGCCCGGUUACCGUGGUGAUGGACCUGAUCGCGCGGACAAAGGAGGCGGUGCGGGAGCUGGACAACCUACAGUACCGCAAGAUGAAGAAGAUCCUCUUCCAGGAGACGCACAACAACGGGCCGACGCCGGAGGGGGCGGAGGACGAGGAGGAGGCCGAGCAGUACUUGUUGCGGACUGGGACGGUGAACAGUCUGGAGAGCUCCCAGUCCGUUCCCAGCAUGUCCAUCAGCGCCAGCUCCCAGAGCAGCUCCGUCACCAGUCUGGCCGACGCCUCCGACCACAGCGACGAGAUGGCCAUGAUGGGGGAGGGAGAGCACACCGUCACCUCCAACAGCUCCGUCAUCCACCGGCCCUCUGGUCAUGAUAACAUCUAUGACGACCCCUACCAGCCUGAGAUGGACCAGCCGCUGGCUCCGUCGGCCGGGCGGCGCCGGGCAUACUACCGCAACAGAGACCACUUCGCCACCAUCCGCACCGCCUCCCUGGUGACUCGUCAGAUCCAGGAGCACGAGCAGGGCUCUGCACUGAGGGAGCAGAUGUCAGGGUACAAGCGCAUGCGGCGGCAGCACCAGAAGCAGCUGAUGGGUCUGGAGAACAAGCUGAGGUCUGAGAUGGACGAGCACCAGCUGAGGCUGGACAAGGAGCUGGAGGGGCAGAGGGGCAGCUUCUCUGGGGAGGGGGACAAGCUGACCAAGAAGCACCACGCCAUCCUGGACAAGGAGAUGAAAGCGGCGCUGGCGGAGGAGAAGAAGUUCCAGCAGCACAUCCUGACCCAGCAGAAGAAGGAGCUCACCAGCCUCCUCGAGUCCCAGAAGAGGCAGUACCGCCAACGCAAGGACCAGCUCAAAGAGGAGCUGAACGAGAACCAGUCCACGCCGAAGCGGGAGAAGCAGGAGUGGCUGGUGCGGCAGAAGGAGUGCAUGCAGCAGAUGCAGGCGGAGGAGGAGGCGGGGCUACUGCGGCGGCAGCGGCAGUACUACGAGCUGCAGUGCCGCCAGUACAAGAGGAAGAUGCUGCUGGCGCGGCACAACCUGGAGCAGGACCUGCUCAGAGAGGACCUGAACAAGAAGCAGACGCUGAAGGACCUGGAGUGCGCCAUGCUGCUGCGGCACCACGAGUCCACCCAGGAGCUGGAGUUCCGGCAGCUGGGCCUGGUGCAGCGCACGCGGGCGGAGCUGAUCCGCACCCAGCACCAGACGGAGCUCACCAACCAGAUGGAGUACAACAAGAGGAGGGAGCAGGAGCUGAGGCAGAAGCACGCCGUGGAGGUCCGGCAGCAGCCCAAGAGCCUGAAGACGAAGGAGCUCCAGAUCAAGCGCCAGUUCCAGGACACGUGUAAGAUCCAGACGCGGCAGUACAAGGCCCUGAGGAACCACCUGCUGGAGACCACGCCCAAGGCCGACCACAAGGCGGUGCUCAAGAGGCUGAAGGAGGAGCAGACCCGCAAGCUGGCCAUCCUGGCCGAGCAGUACGACCACUCCAUCAACGACAUGCUCUCCACGCAGGCUCUGCGAUUGGACGAGAGCCAGGAGGCGGAGUACCAGGUGCUGCGCAUGCAGCUGCAGCAGGAGCUGGAGCUGCUGAACGCCUACCAGAGCAAGAUCAAGAUGCACAGCGACUCCCAGCACGACCGCGAGGCCAAGGACCUGGAGCAGAGAGUCUCCAUCCGCAGGGCGCUGCUGGAGCAGAGGAUCGAGGAGGAGAUGCUGUCCCUGCAGAACGAGCGCUCGGAGCGGAUCCGCACGCUGCUGGAGCGGCAGGCCCACGAGAUGGAGGCCUUCGACUCGGAGAGCAUGCGCCUGGGCUUCAGCGGCAUGGCGCUGUCGGGCGCGCCGGGCGAGGCCUUCAGCCAGGGCUACCCCGCGCCCGCCGCCGCCGCGCCGCCCCCCCCCGGGGGCUCCUCCGCCUGGCCCUCCCGCCCCGUCCCUCGCUCCGGGAGCCACUGGAGCCACGGGGCCCACGGGGCCCACGGUCCCGGCGGCCCCGGCGGGCCCGUCCCCCCCUGGCGGAGCGGAGGGGGGGGGUUCAGCCGGGCGGAGUCCGUCAGCUCCUCCCACGGGCUGGGCCGCGACGGCGAGCUCAGCCUGGGCAGCAGAGCUCACCCUUCGUCGUCCUCUUCCUCACACCACCACCAACACCACCACCACCACCACCAGCAGCCGCCGCCGCAGCAGCAGCAGCACCAUCAGCACUACCUCCCCCAACACUACCAGCACCACCAGAGCACCCCCCAGCUGUACCGCGACCUCGACCGCGACCCCCACCCUCACCGAGACCCCAGGGAGCACCGCGACCCCCCCCUCCACCCCCACCGCGACCCCCACCCCCACCGGGACCCCAGAGACCACCGCGAGGCCCGGGAGAGGGAGCGGAGCCGGGCCCACUACUCCCACCUCCUCUCCACCCACGCCUCCGCCCAAUCACUGGCUCUCCUCCCCCCUCCUCCCCCUCCCCCGCCCAUCUCCCUCUCCUCGUCCUCCCCGCCCUCCUCCGCCUCCUCGUCCUCCUCCUCCCAGGGGGGCUACGGGGGCCUGGGGCUCCGGGGCCUCAGGAACAGCCCCCAGCCUCUGAGGAGGACCGCCUCGGGGGGGCCCGCCGGGGGGGGGGGUGGGGGGAGCGACGGGGGGCUCAGCCGGAGCACCUCGGUCACCUCCCACAUCUCCAACGGCUCCCACCUCUCCUACUCCUAA